AUGUCAUCGGCACAACGUUCUUAUUUUGGUCAAUCAACUUUACCUGCUGAAUCCCUUAUUUCAUCGUCAGCAUCCAAUCAUCAGUUACUACAUCCUUCACUUACAACUUUCGAUACUGAUAUUCUAAUGUCUCAAUUUGCUCCAAUUACUAACUCUUCCAUCGUUCAACAUUCAUCUCAAUUACAUCCUAAUUCAACCUUUCAGACUGCCAUUGAAAAUUUACAACAACAAAUGAGUGUACUUUCUACUCAAUUUGCUCAUUUGACUUCACCAUUUCAACCUAUUUUUAAACCAUUGUCUCCAACGUUACCUAAUGCUACACCUACGGUUAUCGUUCAACCUAAUAUUUUACCAACAUCUACCGUCAUCAACAAUUCGGCCAACAUUCAAUCUACGAUCCCAUCAACAUUACCCAUACAUGUUCCACCAAUCAACACAAUUCAAACAUCUCUCUUCAAUAAUCCAAAUGAUAUUAAUUCAAUAUCGUUACAGCCACCGAUGAUAUCAUUACCAACUACAAUAUUACACCCUUCAUUCACAAUGAAUCUCAAUAAUAAUCUUCCAACUUUUAAAGGUUUAACUCAUGAACGACCAAUUCAAUUUAUAAACAAUUUUGAAAUUCGUGCAUCAACUCUCGUCGGUAGUACUGACUUACUUUUUCUUCUUCAAACGGUUCAAUAA
Messenger RNA from Rotaria socialis, 681 nucleotides. Lineage: Eukaryota; Metazoa; Rotifera; Eurotatoria; Philodinida; Philodinidae. The record is from the annotation of a GenBank genome assembly.